CCGAAUUUAAAAGAAGCGGAGGCGAUCUAAAGGCCUGCGUGCGGGGAGUGCGUUUUUCCACGCACAGGGCUGCGGAUGUGGAGCAGAGCUGUAAACGUGGACAGUCUCCAGGCCCUUUAAAUCCAUCAAGACAAAACCAGUUUGCAAGGAUUUGAAACAGACAAGUUCAGAGACUGGUCUUCUCCAGGUGUUCCAGUCAAAGAAUUCCCUCAAGCCCCUGAUCACUUCAGCAGACCACCAAAUCACAAACACUGCAGAAGAAGAGAGGAGGGAUACACGGGAAUGUUUUCUUAUCAUGGUUGGACUGGGAGCAAAAAGAGGCUUGUAUUUAAUAUUUCUAAUACUUUUCUGUGUGAACUUUGUGUUUAUUAAGACAGCCGCACAAUAUGAGAGUUACAGCUUCAGAAGUUUUCCCAAAGAAGAACUCCUUCCUCUCACCGCAGCCUACGGACUGGCGCUGGACAGCUACGCUGCAGGAAACUGGACCGAAUCCAUCCAGUACUUGGAGCUGAGUUUGCGUUUGCACCGACUUCUCAGGGAAAGUGUGCGGUUCUGCUCGGUCCAGUGUAACCGCAGCAGUCACGAGGAGCCGCUUUCUCCCGCAGUAGCCCCGGAUCUAAGCGUCUGCUGGCGCGUCCUGAGGACGGCGUCCUGUCAGAAGAAGUGCAGGGCGCAUUUCCCGGUCCUGCAGCUGACGCCUCCCGGCCCCGAGAUCCUGGAGGAGUUCAGCAAAAGAUCCCCGUACCGAUAUCUGCACUUUGCUCACGCUAAGCUGGACGACCUGCAGCGGGCCGUCCCGUGCGCCUACACCUUCCUGCAGAGGAACCCCGGGGACCAGGAGAUGCUGCAGCUGAUGGAGGAGUACAAGAACGAGUACGACCUCGAUGGCUUCCUCGUCGACCACGAACAACGACUUUAUGAGCCAUCCUUUGUUAGCGGCGUGAAGCUUGUCGACUUGGGGAAGUACAGCGGCGGUUCUGAACGCCUGGAGGAAGCACUGAGGCUCUACCUGCAGGAGUACGACCUCUGUCAGGCCGAAUGUGACGGGAUCGGCCAUUUUUCUUCACACACAGACUUCUACGCUCUAUUAGCCGAAGUCUACUUUGACAUGUUAAAAUGCAGGAUAAAGUGCGAGGAAAACCUAAAGCCCAACGUUGGCGGCUACUUUGUGGAGAACUUCGUUCCCACUAUUUACCACUACCUCCAGUACGCCUAUUACAAACUGAACGACGGCCGCAGAGCCGUGCCUUGUGCGUACAGCUACUUCCUGUUCCAGCCAGAAGACCCGGUGAUGAAGGACAACCUGCUGUACUAUGAGGCCUACAGCCCACAGUGGGGCCUGCAGUUCCAUCACUUCACACCCAGAACAGAAGCUCUUCGAUACCACAACCAGACCGUCGCUCAAAAACAGAUGUUGACGUUUCUAAUAAAGUACUUGGAGACGAAUGAUGAGGGUUUUAGUGGACCAGAAGAAAAUCCACUUUUGUCCUCCGAGUCUCCUGAUGCCGAGUUUGAAGGUGUGGGAGAUUAUGAAGAGUCCAUGUUUGCAAAAUGGAGGCAGAAGAAAGGAAAAGGAGACGCAGGAGAAGCCGACAUCUGAACUCAACCAUUUACAGCUUCAGCUCUGCUGUCUUUAGGAAUGGUAUACUUAUAUUUAUUUAAACUAGUACCAUAAUAAUAAUUUUAAGCAUAGUUAUGCCAUGAAGUUUUUUUUUGACCCUCUGUUUAACAAAACAGCAACAAUUUUUAAGCAAACUGUUUAAAAAAACUGAUCGAAUCUGCAUUUGCUUUUCACCUUAUUUGUUUUAGUUGAAACCUGUUCGAUAAUGUCACAUUAAAUGUCCAAAGAGUUUGAAAUAAUUAAUCAGGCUUUUCUUUUAAAUCACAAAAAACAAAGUAUUUUGCUUUUAAUCUUAUUUAUUUUAACUUUUAAUUUUGCUCUGCUCAGCUAAAUAAUAAAGCACCUUUUCCAGACGUAUUUGUUUUAAAAACAUUUUCUAUAAAGAUUAAUUUAUAAAAAUUUGUUUCUACUUUUAUUAAGUAACCUAAAAUCUUUUCUUUUUUAAAAAUUUCUGAUAGGGAAGUUGGUAACAUUAUUCUUUUAGUCUAAAAUUAUUUAAGGUAUUAAGCUCUGUUAUGAUUAUUUUCUAAAAUCAAUAUUUUGUGCAAAAAAUUUCACAAAAAUAUUUAUAAGGUAAAUUUCUCAGUUGCCUCACUGGCCUUUAUGAAAGCCAUAAAGCGACAGAAAUCUUUAAGGCAGUGGUGUUCAAACGUUUUGCAAUGGAGAUGAAAACUGUCACUGGAUAAUUUUUAUUGGGACAUUUUUUAACGAAAGUAGGAAGAUUGGGUUUUACCAGCUCAACAACCUAAAAAUGCUAAAUUUAAAAGAAGUAAGCAAAGUACGCAUAUUUUUGUCAAAGGCAAUCUGCCAACCAUUGCAGAUCUAAAAUAUAAUCUAAAUCUAAAAUAUAAGUUAGGAAAAAAAAAACAAAUAAUGUCCAAAAUUUUCAGGAUGAUAGACCCAAAAAAAUAUUUUAUUUUGCCCAGUUGGAAUUAGAGUUGGAAGGAGGUUUGGAAUUAACCAUAACUAUCCUUCCAACCCUAAUCCCAAUCAUCCUUCCAACCCUCCCUCUCUAUCUCCAACCCUAGUUAAAACUAUCCUUACAACCCUAAUCCAACCCUAAUCCAAUCCCAACCCUCCUUCCAACCCUGUAACUGUAGGCCAAGAUGCUAGUCAUAGCCUCGUGGCUAUUCCUCCAUUUAUUUCUUUUAUUUUAUAAUCUGUUUUGACCUGAAAGUUUAGCUAUAUAAGCUUUUUUUCAAUCGACUUUUAAUAAAUUUCUAAUAUUCUUUGGUUGGAAUUUUGGCAUUGACUUAAAGUUUUCACUCCUCAUUUACAGUUCUUAUAUUUGCGUUUUGCAGGGUUUUGCUUUAUUCUGCCUCUUCACUAAAAAUUC
This is a messenger RNA of Xiphophorus hellerii (green swordtail), 2957 nucleotides long. Its product is annotated as endoplasmic reticulum protein SC65-like. Gene Ontology annotation, cellular component: endoplasmic reticulum. The transcript is spliced from 9 exons. Gene Ontology annotation, molecular function: collagen binding; protein binding. NCBI's taxonomy places the organism in Eukaryota, Metazoa, Chordata, Actinopteri, Cyprinodontiformes, Poeciliidae. The record is from RefSeq and is a predicted model, not a curated record. Bases 296 to 1600 code for a protein of 434 amino acids. Gene Ontology annotation, biological process: peptidyl-lysine hydroxylation; collagen fibril organization.